UUUACUGGAAAAUGACAGUAUAUACACAGUAGUUAUUGGUGGAAACAAAACCUUACUUUGUAUUGAAUUACAACUGCAUAUCAAACAAUUACAGUAGAGUCUGUCUACACAGGAUGUUUAACUGAAGAGCCGAUGUAGAGGAAGGACAAGAUAUAAUGAAACUAUUGUAAGACACUUACCAUCUUACGUAUCGACGUCUCUCUCUCUCUGUUAACGGCAACUUUUCUAAUCGUAUUGAGAAAACGGAGAGACACGAUGUCGCUGAAAAGAAGAGAUGCAAUGCGAUCUAGGAGAAACAGGCAAGCAAUACCUUUCACAACCGAAGAGCACGAAAAGAUUAACAUUCUAAUAGACAAAAAGCAGGACCAACGUAAAUCUCACCCUGAGUCUGGGGACAAGCUACAAGAAAUCAAACAGAUGGUGAACGAAGUGACAAUUAUCAUGAAGGACAAUAUUGAGAAGGUUGUUGAACGAGAAGGAAAAUUAAAUACAUUAUCUGUCAGAACAGAAGAACUGGAGGCAUCGCCAUCAAGCAGUUAUACAUCGGCUGACAAGCAAAGGUCUAGCAUUGGCUAUGUGAAUGAGUCUGAUGAAGUGGUGUACCGGACGAAAAAGAAACGGAUUUCAGAUGAAGGACUUCUACAUGAAAAGGACACCGAAAGGACGAUAGAAGCAAAAGCGAACAGAGCCCAAGAGAGAGAACAUUCACAUGUUAGAGAUUACGCCGUAAGCAUCGAAACGAAAUCUCGGUCUUCUGAGAAUAGAGGUGAUGAAACUUUACCAACAACAUUAUCGGCAUCGUCGAUGAAAAAAAGUAUAUAUAGGUCAUCACAAUCAACGUCAUCUCAGUUUCAGUCUGGAGAGGAGAAGGGGGCAAAACAAACCUCAGUUUCUGCUGUGACGUCUCCACCAGCGUUUGAUAUUUAUGCUUCACCAGCGAUUGUUGAUGUUCAUCCAAACAAUUCUUCAAUAUUGUCCUUCGAAAGUGAUGUCCCACCAGCCCAAAGUCAAAGUGCACCAGCACUGAUGUCCCCUAUUGAAAUUGAUAUUUACAAUUUUUCCAAGACCUACAACUCGAACAUUGACCAAAACACUCAGUUGGUGUCGUUAGAAGAUGUGGACAGACAGACAGAUGAAGUCGUUUUGAGAAGAAAACCCGGUAUAUCUACAAAUGAAAUCAAUGAAUCAGAACCACUACAAAGGCACAAUGCUAUGAGAUCACGAAAAAAUCGUUCUGGAGUGGCAUUCACGGAUACGGAAAAAUCAGACAUCAUCACCAAUGUUGAACAAACACAAGUACAAACACCCGCGGAGGCGACAAGCCUCAGAAAGAAGCAACACCAUGUAUCAGAUGAGGUUCGUCUGCAGGUCAAUGAAGCCAAACUAUCCAUGGAAGAAAAUAUCGCAAAGGCUGAAAAGACGGAGAAAUUUUUAGAUGAAAUGGACAUAAAUCCCUCCUCCAAAAUGAUAAGAUGUCGGUCGCUCGAGAACAUAAAGGGAACAAAAUUAACGACAGACACUUCGAAUGGGAAGGACUAUUUGACGAAAUCAGAAAACAUGUCGUCAAUGCCAGCUACUUCUAAGACUGGGACAAAAGAACCCCAGCUUGAUGUUAAAUCUGAAAAUAAACGCAAGAACAAAUCAGCAACGACAUCAACAGACAAAUCCGAAUUCAAAAUUGCUUAUGUCAAAAAGAAAGCAAAGAAGGCAAAAGUAUUUCUCAAAGAAAAGCUGACAUACCACCACAGCAAUGUAGAGCAUUCUAAAGAGUACAGAGCCGACGACAAAUCACUACUACCUGCUGUCUUACUGUUUGUUCUCCAUAUAUUUCAUGCCAAAAUGGAGUAAAGAUUUUAGGAGGAGAGUAUUUUACCUUAAAAUUAUAUAUUUGAAAUCGAUGAUGAUUUUUUUUUAUCUAUGAUACUCAACUGUAUGACAAACGGGAUGAUUUGAGUUUCUCCAUCGUCAACUUCCCACAUUUAUGUAGCAAUAUUCCAUUAUCACCUGUAUAUGGUGUUUAUAUAUCUCAACUGAUUCGAUAUGCAAGAGUUUGUUCUGGGUAUAGUCAGUUUUUAAAUCGAGGUAACCCACUGACAAACAAGUUGAUGGUACAGGGAUUUCAACAGUCUCGAUUGAAGUCAGCAUUUUGCAAAUUCUAUGGUCGUUAUAACGAUCUAGUUCGUCAAUACAACCUCGCAUUGGGUCAAAUGCUGUCUGACGUGUUUCAUACCGAUUGUUAAGCCGUUCUUGGCACACUAAUUUUGACUGCGGAUAACUCCGUUUGCCUGAUCAGGAUAUGGGGCUCACGGCGGGUGUGACCGGUCAACAGGGGAUGCUUACUCCUCCUAGGCACCUGAUCCCACCUCUGGUGUGUCCAGGGGUCCGUGUUUGCCCAACUAUCUAUUUUGUAUUGCUUGUAGGAGUUAUGAGAUUGAUCACUGUUCGUUAUCUUCACCUUGCAUACAUGACAAUGGAACUUUACCUAGCAAUUAGGGAGGGGGGGGGGAGUAUGAGAGUUUUUACGUUAUCAAGGGUUAUUUUUGAAACCGUUUAUGCUAGGCUUUUUUAUUAAAACUAAAAUUGGGAAACUAGUGGCAAAUUUUGCACCCCCCCCCCCCCAUUCUUAAUGAUUAGGAAGAAAGAAGAAUUUCCGAAUUCCAACAGAUCUAGAAAACAUUAUUCAGUCAGGAUAACAAUACAGCCGUGACCAAAAUAUGGUAAAAUCUCGACACAUCAAUCUGACGAACCAACAACAUUCGUAAUGGUGGAUGUCAAAUUUUAAAUCAUUCCUCAAUUCUUCAAUAGCAGACAUGAAUCUCUAACACCCCUAUUUACUUUUAUGUGUUGCUAUUUUCUCAGGGCAUUAACACGAUCUACAAGAUUAAUGAUAUUAAGGUUUCAUAUUUUGGAUUACAAUUAGUUCAACAAUUCGUCAUUACACUAUACAAACAAAUUCUAAUAUCUACAAGCCCUCAAAAAUAUAUUUCGUUU
Messenger RNA from Ostrea edulis (European flat oyster), 2991 nucleotides. RefSeq lists its product as uncharacterized. The coding region runs from base 256 to 1848 and encodes 530 amino acids. The record is from RefSeq and is a predicted model, not a curated record. Gene Ontology annotation, molecular function: syntaxin binding; SNAP receptor activity. Gene Ontology annotation, biological process: vesicle-mediated transport; vesicle fusion. The transcript has 8 exons. Gene Ontology annotation, cellular component: plasma membrane; SNARE complex. Lineage: Eukaryota; Metazoa; Mollusca; Bivalvia; Ostreida; Ostreidae.